UUUAAUUAUUACAUUCAACAAAUAGAAUUAAUUGAAAGCAAAAUUCUAAAAACAGUUAAAAAAGGUUUUAUUUCACAGUAUCUAAACUGCCUCUAGAUUGACUGAAGUACAUUUCUUCCUCCCUUCCAGGCACUGGUUUACUGUAACAGCAAUUAUGUCUGGGGAAUAUACAAAUUAACACAAGUAGCAUGGUCUUCAGAUAAAAGCAAAACUAAAGAGUUUCUUGAAGUUAAGGACUGAGAUCUUUUGAAAGUUAUUACUUGCAUCUGAUAUUAAAGGUUGAAUAAAUAAGAGUCUUAGUUACUGUUUGAGUUGGUUUGGGCUGCAUUGUGCAGUCUUGUCUGUACUGUAUUGAUUUAGGGCUAUGGGACACAAGGUAACAUCCAGAUCAGGCUGCAAACUCUUAACCCACCUUUAGUGGUGUCACAAGAUCCUUCUCCAGUCGUUAGGUUGUUUCAGACUGUUUGUUUCCUGCUAUUACUUUGCCUGCUUUCUUUGCUACAUGAUCUCUCAAGGCAGUCUCUACUCCUUAUGGCUUCAGUUUCAACUACUACAAGCUCACUUUGGAACUUCAGAUUCAUAUUUGUAUGUAGUCUCCUGCUUAUGUCUAAGAGUAAGCAUAGACUUAAAGCUUAUUAGUCUCUGCUUACUUAGAUUUAAGACCCAAACUGAAUCCCUCAUUCCUUAUGCGCCCCUGUUCCUGUGGGGACUACCAGCUACCAGCUCUCCCAGCAUUCCCUCUUUUGAUUCUGGUGACAUCACCAUCCACUCAGGCCAGCUAAAAUCUCACAGCCAUCCUAGAUUUCUCCCUCGUUCACAUUCCAGUAUUUAAUUGGUCAUCAAGCCCUGUGGGGUUUUAGUUGCUAAGUCUCCGGUGUAGGUGCACGUGUGUUCUCAGAGCUGCUGAGCUAGUCAGUCUACCGCGGGAGCAACCAAAGUAGUCUCUCUCUCUUCUGCUCAUCAAUACUCAUAUUCCUAAUGGAGUGGUUUCUAUGAAAUAUGGGUCUGAUUAGAACGUCUUUCCUGCUCAGCAACCUUUAGUAGCUCCCCGUCGUGUUAUCAGGGAGAGUCAGAUUCCCUAGCAGGGCAACAGCUCUUCACAGCCUGACACCAGUUUCCUUUUACCAGGUUUAUCCUGGAACAGUUUCCACCCCCUCUACUUCACCCCUGUCUCACUGUUUGGCACCCACCAGCGACACCCAGGGCUAAGAUGGAUCUUGUACUCAAUGCUGCAGAUUAUUAUUUUUUUACACCAUACUUCUAUCCAGCCUCAUGGUCUGAGGAUGACAUCUUCCGACAAACUAUUAGUCUCCUGAUUGUAACAAAUCUUGGUGCUUAUAUCCUUUAUUUCUUCUUUGCAACACUGAGCUAUUAUUUUGUCUAUGAUCAUUCAUUGAUGAAGCAUCCACAAUUUUUAAAGAAUCAAGUCUAUAGAGAGAUUACGUUUACUGUCCAGUCAUUGCCCUGGAUUAGUAUUCCCACUGUGUCACUGUUCCUGCUGGAGUUAAAAGGUUACAGCAAAUUAUAUGAUGACGUAGGAGAGUUUCCCAGUGGCUGGAUUCGCCUCUUUAUUAGUAUACUGUCCUUCCUGUUUUUCACUGACAUGCUGAUCUACUGGAUUCACAGAGGCCUUCAUCAUAGACUUGUGUAUAAGCGCAUACACAAACCUCAUCAUCUCUGGAAGAUUCCUACUCCAUUUGCAAGUCAUGCUUUUCACCCUGUGGAUGGCUUCCUUCAGAGUCUACCUUACCAUAUAUACCCUUUUAUCUUCCCAUUACACAAGGUAGUCUACUUAAGUUUGUACAUCUUGGUCAACAUCUGGACGAUUUCCAUUCAUGAUGGUGAUUUCCGUGUUCCCCACAUUUUAAGGCCAUUUAUUAAUGGCUCAGCCCAUCAUACAGACCACCACAUGUUCUUUGACUAUAACUAUGGACAGUAUUUCACCUUGUGGGAUAGAAUUGGAGGCUCAUUCAAAAAUCCUUCCUCCUUUGAAGGGAAAGGACCACUUAGUUAUGUGAAGAAGAUGACAGAAGAAAAGUGCAACAGGCAUGCAGAAAAUGGUUGUAAAAAUGAAAAAUUAUUCAGUGGGGAGUUUACAAAGACUGAGUAGAUUGGUGCCCUAUUAUUAAAUAUUAUGAAAUAUUUUUAAUAAGGAAAAAUAAUCUACAUACAUACAACCAAGAGACAUAGCAAGCAAAUGGUAUUUGAGAGUCCGCAUUGUGGGUACUGCUGAGGAAUGAUCGUGAUGUAGAUCAAGGAAGGAAUGCUGUGAACACCGAGAUUUUAACCUCAUGUUUACCAUAUUAGGUGUUGGUCUCAAGGACGUGUCGUGUCUCUGUAGCCAGCAUAUCUGUAACUUGUAUAGCCUCAAAAACAGUUUUUGUAAGGAUAGAGAAUAAAUUAUUGAGGGGACUAGGUUAUGUCAUUUUGCCUUAAUCUGCCCAUAUUCAUUAAGAAAAAUACAUUGUGCUUGAUAAUACCAAGACCAAGCAUCAUAACAAAGAAAUACUAAUAUAAACAUGGUUCCUUGUUUCAGGAAUGGUUAAGUCUUCAAUGUUGGUAUGAUAAUGACUACCUGUAGUAUUUUGUUCCAGUGGAUACAUCAGUGUGAAAAAAAAAAAAAUCUGAUAGAACGUAUUCGUGGCCAAGUAAAUGACCUAAUUAAUAGCAGGUGUAAUAAGAUUAUCAUCUUCCUACACACAGGAAGCUUAUUCUCUGGGGACGUUGUCAAAUAUUAACAUUUUACUGAUGAAAAAAUAAAUCAGAAUUUUUAAAAAUACUGAUACUACCACAAUUUAAUCCAGAUCUGGGCUUAUUUAAAGAUUUUGAUGGUUAUUAUUUUAAGCCAUUAUUUAAUAAGAUGAUGUGAAGCUGAAUAUAUUUAGAAAGGGAAAUUUGAUGCCCGGGUAAUAUAUUUGACAGUACUGCUUUUUUAAUUAAAUGGAUGCACUGCACUUUUGAUAAUGUUUCAAAGUUCCCAUCUUAUAAUUUCCUAUAAAAGGAAGUAAUUGCCAAAUAUUUAGGCCGAUCACUGAAGAUUAGUUUUGAAAUCUUAUUUUCCCUCUUCUCCCCUCACUUUUCCCCACUUUCUGUGCAAAAAGAUUUAACAAAUAGUUUCAUAAAGAAAUGUUGUAUGUUAUAUAGCAUAAGUAUAUUGGAAAAACGUGGUUUGGAAAAGGCAUUCUAUAAGGUAUUUAUGUAAAAUCAAUAAAAGUUGGUUAUUACUAUUAUUAAACUGUA
Molecule: messenger RNA, 3240 nt
Organism: Mirounga angustirostris (Northern elephant seal)
Lineage: Eukaryota; Metazoa; Chordata; Mammalia; Carnivora; Phocidae
Gene: SC5D
Product: sterol-C5-desaturase
Exons: 5
Coding region: 1211-2110 (299 amino acids)
Cellular component (GO): membrane
Molecular function (GO): C-5 sterol desaturase activity; iron ion binding
Source: RefSeq, a predicted model, not a curated record